Molecule: messenger RNA, 974 nt
Organism: Cucurbita maxima (winter squash)
Lineage: Eukaryota; Viridiplantae; Streptophyta; Magnoliopsida; Cucurbitales; Cucurbitaceae
Product: small acidic protein-like
Exons: 2
Coding region: 78-635 (185 amino acids)
Molecular function (GO): protein binding
Source: RefSeq, a predicted model, not a curated record
UAAACGAAUUUCAAUUCCCUUUCUUCUUCUUCUUCUUCUUCUUCUUCUUCUUCUUCUUCUUCUUCGCCUUCUCCGCCAUGAAAUCUCCCGAUAUGGCCGCGAUUACCCAUUCUCUCGAGCACUCUUUCCGCACCUUCUCCCUCAACCACCGUCUCGCAUCGUCUUCCCCUUCUUUCUUGGACCACGAACAACCUCAUCAUCAGCUCCACACUACCUUGGACCUCAACUCUCACAUCUCCCUCCCUCCUUUCUGGGAACAAUGCCUCGAUUUGAAGUUCCGUUUGGUCUUCCAGACAGGGGAAGUCUACUACAGAAACUGCCGGACCGGAAUGAGAGUAAAGGAAGAUCCGAGGAGGGCGAAAGAUUUAUACUCGGAAGACGACGACGACGACGACGACGAUGAUGACGAGAGCUCGUCGGACGGGGGCAGCGAGGAAUCGUGUUCUUCGUCAUCUUACGCCGGUAGUAGACAGCAAUACCCGAGGGAAAACGAGGAGGAGGUGCUGGUGGUGGCGGGAUGCAAGCGAUGCUUCAUGUACUUCAUGGUGCCGAAACAGGUCGAAGGUUGCCCCAAAUGCAGCAGCAGUCGUCUUGUUCAUUUCGAUCGGACCCACGACAAUAAUGGCUUCCCAUGACAAGGAACCAUAUAUAUUUCUGAAAAAGAAAAUCAAACUGUAAUUAGGUUAUAUGACCUGACAAAAAAUAUUUGAUUCUUUUCCUUGGGAUUAAAAGCAAAUGGGGUUUGAAUUUUUCUUGUGCUCUAGCUCGCGUCAUGUCCAGGAUGUGUAUGAUGUCUCAGUGUGUGUUGAUGCGUAUGGAUUAAAAAAGUUUGAUUAAUUGGGAAGAGAAAGAAAGAGAAUCUCUGGCAUGGGCUGCCAUGGAUAUGCCUGAGAGAGGUACGAAAAAAUGUGCAGGUCUGAAAGGGAUGGUCAACGACUCAAACCAAGAAGAAGGAAUAUUAUUUUGCUCGUGAA